Molecule: messenger RNA, 618 nt
Organism: Arctia plantaginis
Lineage: Eukaryota; Metazoa; Arthropoda; Insecta; Lepidoptera; Erebidae
Source: the annotation of a GenBank genome assembly
AUGGUUUGCUACAAGAAACUGUUUAUGUUACUAUCUUUUGCUGUUGUUACCCAUGCAGCCUAUAUUCUUUUUCACAAAAAGAAGAAGAAAAACAAUAAACCCGAUAUUCAAGAAGUUAUUAUGUUUAGUUAUGGAGAUGAGGAGAUUAAAAAGAGUAAAUAUACUCGCUGUAUGAUUACAAAAAGCAUGGAGCGAUUAUUAUACUAUUUAAGUCAGCCUAAACAUAAUUUAGAUAUUUGUAUGUAUGUGCUAACUAACUUGGACGUUACGAACACAUUAUUAAAGCUACACUAUCGCGGUGUAAAAAUUAGAAUAAUUGUCGAUGCUGACAUGGCAUUUAGCACCGGAUCAGGUAUUAAAAGGUUAGCGAAGCAAGGAAUACCGGUACGAUGGAUGAAAUCUACAAAUUUAAUGCACCAUAAGUUCUGUUUAGCUGAUACAUUGAGUGACAACAAUUGUGUAACUCCAUUCAUAAUGACUGGCUCACUUAACUGGACAAAUCAAGCAUUAUAUGGGAAUUAUGAAAAUUAUUUAGUGACUACUCAAGAAGAAGUAGUUCAGCAAUAUAAGGCUGAAUUUGAAAGACUUUGGAUUCUCUUCAAGCCAAUUGUAGACUAA